This is a messenger RNA of Aspergillus wentii DTO 134E9, 1167 nucleotides long. RefSeq lists its product as uncharacterized. Gene Ontology annotation, biological process: double-strand break repair; DNA recombination. The record is from RefSeq and is a predicted model, not a curated record. Bases 1 to 1167 code for a protein of 388 amino acids. Gene Ontology annotation, molecular function: DNA binding. The transcript is spliced from 4 exons. NCBI's taxonomy places the organism in Eukaryota, Fungi, Ascomycota, Eurotiomycetes, Eurotiales, Aspergillaceae. Gene Ontology annotation, cellular component: nucleus.
AUGUCACUCCCUGAGCCUGCAUCGUCACCGCAGAUUCUGCGCAUUCCUAGGACCGAUGAGCCAGAUACUCAUGUGCUUCUCUAUGUUUCUCGCUUCGAUGCUACCCUUCUGGAUCUGAACAUAGCUGCCACAGAAGGAGAGACCCCAUAUACUACCACCGUGAGACAGUCUCGACUCAAGAACCUCCGUGCAAAAAAUUACCAAGGCAGUGAUGAUGAGUGGACUCAAACAGUGUCGUAUGUUCUUGGACAACUUCCAGCAUCGGCCGGUAUACCCGAUUGGGCUUCUGGUAUCGAAGCCUUCGCCAGUAUCUCUGGUUCCGGCGAUGAUGACAAGGAGAUGGUUCUCACAAUACGGAAAAAAAUAGAAGCCAUAACACAAAAACUCGGCACUAUAAUCCUCAAACAAGAUGACGAGCAAGCAAUUGAGCUCUUCGAUUGGUCUGGAAUCGCUGUCGCAAGGGCAAGUUCCCUUGAACAUCGGCUCUCUUCCUUGAAUAAUCGUUUUCUCACCGCCGAGAACACGAUUCACCAACUCAGCAGACAGCUUGAGGAGUUGAUCAAUGCCAAGAGUCAACAUGAAAACCAGAUCAUAGCUGAUUUCGGACAAUUGCUCAAUGAAAAAAAGCUCAAAAUUCGCAACCAGCAGCGCCUUCUUGCUUCUGCAAAGGUAGAUCCAAUCAAAGUUUCCGAGAUACGGGCAGCGACAUUAGGUAGGUAUGGUAGGUCUACCGAUAAGGGCCAGCGUUUAAAACGUGCAGCUCGGGAUCUAGGGCACAGUGGAUCGGAAAGUGAGGAUGAAUUUGAGAAGAUGGAAGUCGACAACGCUGGUUAUCAGGAUAGCCGAGAGGAGGAUCAGAACACAGAUGGUGGGCAACGCUCAACGCCUCAACCAUUAGAGGAGGAAGAUAACACAGCCACGGAUGAAGAAUUCAGCCCACCAUCACCACCUGUCAAAAAAGGAAAAAGGGGCGAUGUACAGGGACAAGGUCACAAAAUUUCAUCCUGUCGUCCAGUCAUGAAGGAACCAGCGCCUCCUCCGCCACGAAGGCAGCUUCCUUUUGCCAGAAAAAACCAAGAAAAACAGAAUCAGAUCCAGAUAAAUUCACAACUGGCGGGAAAAUGUGCUGAGGGAACUGCUGGGGAGACUGAUGAUGAUGAGCUAUGA